AUAAAUUAAAAAGAUUAUCUAAGUUCUCUCAUAAGAGUAAAAUAAAUCAAUUUGUUAGCAAAUAUAUUCAUCUAUUAUUAAGAAAUCGAACUUGAAAAAUUUCUAUAUGAACUUAUACAUAUUUCUUUUUCCAGCUUUUUAUCCUACUUGAAGAUUCCCACAUUGAAAUAACGAUAUUUUUUGAAGCGACAUAGAGCAUUUUUUUAAUCAAUAAAAAGUAAACGUGCUUAUUAAUAUAAUUAGAAAUUUAACUUUUAAUUUUUCAGAUAGUCAAUUGUAUAUUUUAUGCUUUGGUACAACGUUAACAAGUAUUGUAAUUCUUCUAAAUUAUUUUCAACAAAGAAAAAGAAAAAAACAAGAAGAGAAACGUGUAUGUUUAUUUAUUUAAUUAUUCAUUGGUUCUCAUUGUUGAUAUAGAAAAACGAAUAUUUAAAAUGUAAAACAUUAUUUGAUUUCAGAAUUAGCUAAGAAAUCAAUGAUGUGACAUCGUUUUUAUUAUUAUGACUACAAAGCUGGUCAAGGACAUAUAUAUCAAGCAUGUAGACAUUAUUUUAAUAAACAAUUAAGAAUUGUGCCAAGAGUUUUGAUGGAUGUUAGUGAAAUUUCAUUAAAAACAACUAUAUUUGGGUGAGAAAUUAUUGAAAUGUAAAAAGCUACGAUACUCCUAUAGAGACAGAUUUUACCCAUUGAGAAGAUUUUUUCUAGUUUUUGCUUCGUCACUAUGAACUCAAAAUGCAUUUGUCAACAUUUAUUAUAGGUCGAUAUAUGAAUUACCAAUCCUAAUUGCCACAUCUGCUUGCCAUUGUCUUGCUCAUGUUGAUGGUGAAGUUGCCACAGCUCGUGCUGCAACUGAAACUCAAUGUAUUUUUACUUACAAUUCGACGUUUUCAAAUAUGCCAGAAGAAAAAGUUCUACAAACACUCGUUCCACAAGCUGAUAAAACAGGAUAUCGAGCAAUUGUUAUUACAUGUGAUCAACCACAUGAGCGUAUUCGAGAUUUUGUAUUACCAUUAUUUGAAGAAGCAUCAAAGAAUAUUGAUCCAGAAUUAAUCAAGAAUAUGUCAAUACCAAAUUUGAACAUACCUUGCAUAAUUGUUAAGCAACGUUUUGGUAUACUCUCACCAAUUGAUGCAGAAUUAGUAAUUAAAUAUGGAGCGAAUGGAAUUAUUGUCAGUAACCAUGGUAGUCGACUAAUUGAUACAGCGCCACCAGCUAUUCAAUGUCUAGAAGAUGUCGUCAAUGCUGUAGAUGGACGUGCAGAAGUAUUUGUUGAUACUGGUAUUCGAAGUGGAACUGAUGUGUUAAAAGCAUUAGCAUUAGGUGCACGAGCUGUUUUGAUCAGUCGACCAAUUUUAUAUGGAUUGGCUUGUGGUGGACAAGAUGGUGUUCGAAGAGUAUUAGAUAUAUUAAAACGUGAAUUAGUUUAUGAUAUGGCUUGUUGUGGAUUAACAUCGAUUGAUCAAAUUAAUAAAGAUAUUCUUUAUAAACAUUAA
Molecule: messenger RNA, 1493 nt
Organism: Rotaria sordida
Lineage: Eukaryota; Metazoa; Rotifera; Eurotatoria; Philodinida; Philodinidae
Source: the annotation of a GenBank genome assembly